This is a messenger RNA of Micromonas pusilla CCMP1545, 5283 nucleotides long. RefSeq lists its product as uncharacterized. Lineage: Eukaryota; Viridiplantae; Chlorophyta; Mamiellophyceae; Mamiellales; Mamiellaceae. The record is from RefSeq and is a predicted model, not a curated record. The transcript is spliced from 2 exons. Bases 1 to 5283 code for a protein of 1760 amino acids.
AUGGGCACCGACUCGCGCGUCGCGCGCGUGUCGUUCCUCGUCGACCUCGGCGCCGGGUCCCCCGCGGAUCGCGCGAGCGUCCGCCUCCUCGUGUCGCGGACGCUCGCGCACCUCGCGCGGCAGCCGAGGGGCGAUCCCCCGCGAUGGAGCGCGCGCUUUUACGACUCCGCGAGAUCGCCGCUCGAGUUCGACGCGCGCCUCCGAGCGGCGACGGACGCGGCGUCGCGGCGACUGCGCGCGCGCGAGGACGACGAGCUCGGAGACUCGCGUCUGCGGUCGUGGGUGGACCAGACGUUGACGGGCGGGUCCGACGGCGCGCGCGGACGCGGCGGAAGAAGCGGAGCGCGCGACGUCGUCGGAGGAGGCGCGGCGCCCUUCGCGAUCGGAGGCGGUCCCGUCGCGACGAGCGACUUUCGCGCGUGUUCGCGCGACGCCGUGGACGCGUUCGUUCGCGCGUACGACGAGGCCGUCGCGACGUAUCACGCCGACGUAUCAGCGGACAAGGAGAACGCGGGGGCGGCCGCGCGCGACGACGUCGCGUGGUUCACGACGCUCGCGAGGCAGAUGGCCGCGACGCUUCAGGACGCCGCGGAGAGCGCCGGCGGCGGUCUGAACGAACGCGACGUGGCGUCCUCGCUCGUGUUCGUGCUCGCGAGGGUGGACGACGACGACGACGACGGAAACGGCGGCGGCGGCGAUGACGGCGCGGCGGGCGGUGGGAUCGAGGGUGUGCUCGGGUCGUUCAAGGGCAUCGAGGACGCGCUCAGGAAGGGCAACGCGCGCGCGCACAUCUUACGUCUGCGCGGCGGCGGCGCGUCGUCGUCGUCGUCGUCGUCGUCGUCGUCGCGGUGGACGAGAGCGACCGAGCUGUUCUCUCGGUUCGGCGGGUGCGCUCUCCCCGCGGGUCUCUUCGCGCGCGCGGGCGCGUACCUCCCUCUGUGCGCGUCGCUGCUGCUCGACGCGACGUCGUCAUCCGCCGUUUCCGUCGCGAACGACGAGCCGACGAAGACGAAGACGGCGACGGCGACGUUGUUCGUCCGGUGGUCACCGACGGCCGCGGCGCGGCGCGGCGACCGCGACCGCGACCGCGACCGCGACCGCGGCGGCGAGUCGCUCCUCCGUCUCGGCGACGCGACGCUCGUCUCGGAGCACCCGGAGGAGGCGUCGUCUCGCCCGGCGUCCGCGUCGUCCGCGUCGGCUUCCACGACGAUGACGAUCGCGGCGCUCGUGUCCGACGACCAGCUCGCGGCGGCGCACGCGUCGCGCGUCGGCGGCGGCGUCGGCGGCGGCGGCGAGCAGCUCGUCGUCGCCGCGUCCGCGGGCGCGGGCGCGGAGGCGCUGUGCGUCCUCCUCGCGCUCAGACGCGCGUGCGCGAUCGUCCGCGUGGACGAGGAGGAGCCGCCGGUCGUCGCGGAGACGACGACGACGACGACGACGACGACGACGAAUGGAGGAGAGGACGACGACGACGACGACGACGAAGACCACUUCGUGGACGCGCUCGGGACGCAAGGGACGAGAGACACGACGGAGUCGCGGCGGCUCGAGACGCCCGCCGCGUCGCGGUGCGCCUCGUACCUCGCGGUGCUUCAGCCGAUGACCCCGCGCGCGAUGCUUCUCACGCCGUUGACGCGCGCGACUCGAUCGAGGGGCGAGCGCGGCGACGGCGUGGUCGCGCCGACGACGCCGCCGGAGACGUCGGCGCGCGCGGCUGGAGACGACGACGACGACGACGACGACGACGACGACGACGACUGCUCGAAAUCGCGGGGGGCGGUCGCGCGGCUUCUUCGCGCGGUCGCCGCGCGCGGCGACGCGCACGAUUUCGGCGCACUCGAGCCUAUCGUCCCGGUCGACGCGGACGACGACCGCGCGGGCGGAGGCGGCGGCGCGUCGAGCCCGAGCGCGAGCACGGGGGUGAAACAAGCGCGCGGCGGCGGCGGCGGCGGCGGCGCGGCGGCGGCGGCGGCGGCGGCGGCGGCGGCUUUACGAUCGUCCCUCCUCGCCGCGUCGUCCUCCGCGCCGCGCGGCGCGCACAGAUGGGAACCCUGGUUCGGCGACGGUCCGGGCGUGAGCGGGUCGCUGCGCGAGGAUCUGCUCAGCGCGUGCAGGGGCGUCUCCGCGGCCGCGGAGGGCGCGUUGCGAUUACCCGCGCCCCCCGUCGCUCGCGGCGCCGACGCGCGCGACGCGGCGGGCGAACGCGACGAAGACCUCGCCGCGCGGUUCGACGCGAUGGCGUCGGGGAAUCCCGCGCCGCCGCGACGCGAGAGGGCGACGGCGAAGAGAGGAUCCGGAUCCGGAUCCGGCGCGAACGACGACCGCGCCCUCGACGGCGACGCGCGCGGCGGCGGCGACGACGGCGAGCGCGGCGCGUUUGAGAACGUGCGCAUCGCGGAGGAGGCGACGACGGCGGCGAAGCGAGCGUACGCGUCGAUCGUGAAAACGCUUCAGACGAACCCCGACGCCGCGGACCCGCCGAUGCGCCACCUCGCGCGCGCGCUCGCGACGAAGACCUCGAUGACAUUCCGCGCCGUCCGCGGGAGGACGGGGCGCGACGGCUUCCGCGCGGGCGUGGGCGACGCCGAGGACGCUUUGCUUCUCGCCGCGAAGGACCUCGCGCGGCAUCACGGCAUCGGCGGGUGCAAGGCGUUUAAACGACGCGAGCACGCGCUGCAGGCGCACUUGUGGUUGAGCUGCGUCGCGCUCAGGCGCUCGCCGCCGCCGAGCGCGCGCUGCGGCGGCGGCGGCGGCGGCGGCGACGGCGGCGACGAGCCAGAGCCGGAGCCUGAGAAGAAGUCGAGGGCGUCGAGGACGGCGAAGGAGGUGAAAAAAUUGAUCAACGCGAUAUCGUCGCUGUUGCGACCGACGGGCACGGCGGGCAUACAAGCGCUCGUGGAAGCGCUCGCCAUGGACUACGAGCACGUGAUCCCACUGACGAUCAAGAAGGUCAGGGGCGAGCUCCUCGGCGUGAGCGUCAAGGGCGACGGCGGCGCGCUCGGGGAGAACGGCGUUUUAGACCGCGGCGGCGGCGGCGAGGUGUUCUCGCCGACGAGCAAGGGGGCGUUCGCGCGGCCGCCGCCGACGGCGAUCGCGGUCGCCGCCGCCGCCGCGCUCGGCGGCGGCGGCGCGCGCGCGCAGUACGACGACGACGACGCGGGGUCGACGCGCGACGGCGCGGAGAGGACGAAGCCGCGGGGACCGAACGGCGGCGGCGGCGGCGGCGGCGCGGCGAAGGCGACGAAGAAGCCGGCGCCGCCGCCCAGGUGGCACCCCACGUUUCGCUCCGCGAGCGUGCGUCCGAGGAAAGAGGUGACGAUGCCAUCGCGCACCGAGAUGCGCCCGCCGAGACCGCGCGGCGGCGCGCUCGACUCCGCGGCACACGGCGGCGGCGCGGGAAACGCGCUCGCGCUCGUCCCGCGGUCCUCCGACGCGACGACGCGCGACGGCGGCUCCAGGGACGGCAACCGGCUGAUGCCGCGUCCGACGCGUCUCGAGGCGCUCUUCGGCGGCCGCGGGAUGAACACCCCAGCGGCAGCGACGGGAGGGAUGAACACCCCGCGGCGGCACGUGUCCACGCCGAUGAUGACCCCGGCGCGCCCGGGGAUGAUGACCCCGGGCGCGCGCGCGAUGGCGAGCGCGAUGGCGACGCCGGCGCCGUCGUCGCAAAAAGGAGGCGGGAGCCGCGGCGCCGCGAUGCACGAGGCCGCGAUGAAUCGCAUCGCGGCGACGCCGAUCGUCGCAUCGCGGCGUCCGGUCGAGGUGAUUCAGGAGACGCCCGCGGGCGGGGGGACGGGACCGGUUGAUUUCGUGCGCGAUUCCUUCGGCGCGGCGACCUACGGAGGGGCCGCGACGUUGCUCGCCCUCGCGACAAAAUGCGUCGCCCUCGGCCCGCCGCCGUGGAGGAACAGGAGCGCGAACAUGUACAGGUGUAACACCAGCAAGUACGCGGCGACGAACGCUCGCGCUUCAACCCUUUUUCCCGCGAUGGAGAGCGCGUUUAAGACGGCGGCGUCGACCGCGCCCCACGCGUUCGCGACGUCCUUGGCGAUCCUCUUGUCCGGUCCGAACGCCGCGGCCGCGACCGUGUACGCGAGCUGCUUCGGCGCCGCGCCGUCGUGGUCGCGCGUCCGCGCCCUCGACGUCUCGUCGUCGUCGUCGUCGUCGCUCCAGUCGUCGUCGCCGCCGCCGCCGCCGCCGCCGCCGCCGCCGCCGCCGCCGUCUCCCCCUGCUUCUUCGUCGACGAGGUACCCGUUCGCGUUCGCGCCCGUCUUCCUCGCGCCGCCGCGCCUGCGCCUGAGCUCCUCGAUCGCGCGCGUCGUCGUCUCCAACCGAAGCGCGAGCGUCGCCUUCUCGCUCGCGAGCGCUUCGUGCGCGCGUUGCUCGUCCAACAGCGCGGCAGUCAGCGCCUCCGCUCUCGCCUCGGAAAUCGCGCUCGCCGCGUCCGCGUCCGCGUCCGCGGACGACGCCCUCGCGCUUUUGAUCGCGGCGCGCGCGCGAUCGUUCUCCUCGCGCAGGCGCCGGAGCGUCUCGCGCAGCGCGUCCGUCCGCUCCGCGUCCCUCGCGCGCGGCGACGACGCGGCGUCGGCGCGCGCGGCGGCUCUCGCGGCGGCUUUUUUUCUCGCGGCGUCGCUCCUCGCCUUCGCCGCGUCCGCCCUCCGCCGCAACGCCUCCGCGCGGCGCUCCCCCGCCUCGACCGCGUCCGACGCGUCGUCGCGCCUCUGCGCCGCCGCCGCGAGCGCGCGCUGCUCCGCGGCGAGCUUUUUCGCGCGCUCGCCGCCCUCGCCGGCGACGCGCGCGACGCGCGCGUCCGCGUCGUCUCUCGCGCGCGCGAGUCGCGCCUUUUCCUCCUCCAACGUCCUUCGCAGCGACGUCGUCGCGUCGUCGGACGCCGCCUUCGCCGCCUUCGCCGCGGCCGCGCGGUCGCGGCGUUCGGUCGCGGACGUCGCCGCGCGAAUUCGCGCGGCGACGACGUCGUCGCGUCGCGCGCGGAGGAGCGUCGCCGCGCGCGACGUCAACGCGGCGCGGCGCGCGCGUUUCUUCGCCGCCGUCGUCUCGUCGUCAUCGCGCUCGCGAGGCGGCGACGGUUCGCGUUCCACCCGGGACGGGUCGCGCGACCGCACCCGAUCCCGCUCCCGCGGCGAAUCGCGCGUCUUCUCCUGGAUCUCCUUCGCCGUCUCCGGCUCGGGCGCGCGUCGCGGCGGCGGCGCGGGGAAAUCGCUGAACGCGGGUUCGAUCGCCCUCGCCGCGCGUCUCUCGCGGAGUUCCUCCAGCGCGGUCUUCUGA